AGUAUCAGGGGCGUGAGUUUAAUUAAUAAAUUAUCUUUAUCGUCACAAAAAUUUAGUUACUAUUUUCUUAUGUCAAGUACUCUAGUUAUAAAGUAUUAAGCUUCUUCUAGUUAAUAAUUGGGCGUAGUUCUCUGGAAAAAAGUACUAAUAUUUAAAGCUGAUAUGAAAUGAACUGGUUAAUAGACGUUUUGGAUUAACAUUACUUAAAUGCAGGUCAUUCUCUAAGAUGAAGCAAAUUAUUUAAAUAAUUUCAUUGUGCAAUCGAUGCCGUGAUUCGGGGUAAUCCGGAAGAAAGGUGUUUGUUUUGAUAUGAAAUAUUUUUAAACGCUAUAACUAUAUCACAAUAAGCUUCGGAACAGACUUUGAAUUGAACUGUUACGGACGGAGAGUUUUAGUACGGAAACAGUUGUGAUUACAUGAAUGUGUCGUUUUGAUAGGAAUACUGGAUACACUAGGAUUGAAGAGGAUAAAAGAAGAUGUAUUCCGUCCGCCAACCCCUACGCAAAUCUCAACCAGGAUCAUUUCGUUACCCUACAACUCUACGGAUAUACACCCACUUCAGUACUCCCAGCCCCGCUCACUCCGCUCCUCAUUAUAGUCAAUAAUUUUGAUAAAUUAUUGAUCAUUCUGGGGGACGUGAAAAGCAUACAUGGAUUCCCCUUCACUUCCAGAAAAUUCUUUUCAGCUAAUAUAACGCUCCAGGCACCACAAGAACCAACCAACCUCUGAGCCCUUCAACGCCAGGAAGACCGAACAUCACGUGUCGUGCGAUGACUGAAACGUUUGUAGCUACUCUUAGGAAUACUGGAUACACUAGGAUUGAAGAGGAUAAAAGAAGAUGUAUUCCGUCCGCCAACCCCUACGCAAAUCUCAACCAGGAUCAUUUCGUUACCCUACAACUCUACGGAUAUACACCCACUUCAGUACUCCCAGCCCCGCUCACUCCGCUCCUCAUUAUAGUCAAUAAUUUUGAUAAAUUAUUGAUCAUUCUGGGGGACGUGAAAAGCAUACAUGGAUUCCCCUUCACUUCCAGAAAAUUCUUUUCAGCUAAUAUAACGCUCCAGGCACCACAAGAACCAACCAACCUCUGAGCCCUUCAACGCCAGGAAGACCGAACAUCACGUGUCGUGCGAUGACUGAAACGUUUGUAGCUACUCUUAGGAAUACUGGAUACACUAGGAUUGAAGAGGAUAAAAGAAGAUGUAUUCCGUCCGCCAACCCCUACGCAAAUCUCAACCAGGAUCAUUUCGUUACCCUACAACUCUACGGAUAUACACCCACUUCAGUACUCCCAGCCCCGCUCACUCCGCUCCUCAUUAUAGUCAAUAAUUUUGAUAAAUUAUUGAUCAUUCUGGGGGACGUGAAAAGCAUACAUGGAUUCCCCUUCACUUCCAGAAAAUUCUUUUCAUCUAAUAUAACGCUCCAGGCACCACAAGAACCAUCCAACCUCUAAGCCCUUCAACACCAGGAAGACCGAACAUCACGUGUCGUGCGAUGACUGAAACGUUUGUAGCUACUCUUAGGUAAGCU
Homalodisca vitripennis (glassy-winged sharpshooter) is the source of this 1530-nucleotide messenger RNA. RefSeq lists its product as uncharacterized. The transcript is spliced from 3 exons. The record is from RefSeq and is a predicted model, not a curated record. The coding region runs from base 1133 to 1453 and encodes 106 amino acids. NCBI's taxonomy places the organism in Eukaryota, Metazoa, Arthropoda, Insecta, Hemiptera, Cicadellidae.